Molecule: messenger RNA, 893 nt
Organism: Misgurnus anguillicaudatus (oriental weatherfish)
Lineage: Eukaryota; Metazoa; Chordata; Actinopteri; Cypriniformes; Cobitidae
Gene: sdhaf1
Product: succinate dehydrogenase complex assembly factor 1
Biological process (GO): mitochondrial respiratory chain complex II assembly
Cellular component (GO): mitochondrion
Source: RefSeq, a predicted model, not a curated record
CAGUCAGGAAACGUAAGGUCAAAUUCAGUUUUAAUGUUUUUAGCUAUGCUGUCGUUUUCUGGAUAUUUUAAAACGUAGCUAAUAAUAAUAGCUAUCACAGCCUGGGUGUUUCGAGAGUUACUUAUGAAGUCAAAUUAUUUAACUUAAGGCUGAAGACGACUCUGUAAAUGACAGUGUGUGUACAACUCGUGCACCUUCUUGCUGUGUUGUUUUAUAACUCCAUAUAAUAUGAUUCGCCACAGUAAACUGCAGAAACAGGUCCUGUCUCUGUAUCGUCAGUUUCUUCGUGCUGCACAGGACAAGCCAGGAUUUAUUCCCAGAAUACGCGAUGAAUUUCGCACCAAUUCUGCGAUCAAGAAGAGUGACGUCAUGCACAUUGAGUAUCUGUAUCGACGCGCACAGCGUCAGCUUGAACUGCUUAAAGACGUAAACACUAAACAACUUGGAUCAUUUAGCAAGUCUGAAAAUGCCAGUUGACUCUCAGUCUGUGAUUGGUCAUAUAAUCUUGAUUGUAUUCAAAUAUUUUACAGAAUGUAACUUGCAAAGAACAGAUUAUUUUGAACCUCUUACCUCUGGCUGCAUUAUCCGAAUAAAGACCAGUGAGACUGUCACUCACACCUGGGGAACACAAGCAACAUUAUUAUUGUAGUAUUGGAGUAUUAUUGCAGGAACUGAAGGAAAAUUAAAUGGACAAGUUACUGUUUUACUUUGUACUUUAAAUUAUUAAACUGGUAAAAUAAACAGAUUAUUAUCAGUAUUCUUGCUUUUUUCUGUAGUUGCUUAUGUGUAAAUACAGCAUAUGUAUUUAUUUGAAUUUGAAGAGGUACACUGGAUUUGUUAUGUACUGAUGUUAAUACAAAGUCAUGAAUUGAAUAUUAAAAUUAUGCAUAUUA